ACAGAGAGAAACAGAGAGAUUGCUGCAAUUUUGCUUUAAUGGAGGCUCUCUCUGUUCCUCUCUACAUUAUAAUAUCUCUCUUUCUUUUAGCUUUCUUUUCCAUUUCAUUUCUAAAGAGAAAUGAACAGCCAAAAGCCCAAGAAGCUCUUAAGCUUCCUCCUGGUUCCAUGGGUCUGCCAUGGUUUGGAGAAACUCUGCAGCUUUAUUCUCAAGAUCCCAACAUAUUUUUCUCAGAAAAACAGAGGAGAUUUGGAGAGAUUUUUAAGACCAACAUUUUGGGAUGUCCUUGUGUGAUGUUGGCUAGCGCCGCCGCUGCCCGGUUUGUUUUCGUGACCAACGCCCAUUUAUUCCGGCCGACUUACCCUAAAAGCAAGGAGACUCUGAUCGGCCCGGCGGCGCUUUUCUUCCAUCAGGGUAACUACCAUUCUAACCUCAGGAAGCUUGUUCAAAAUUCUCUCUGUCUUGAACGCCUCAGAACUACUCUUGUUCCUCAUAUUGAAGCCGCCGCCAUUUCCGCCGCCGAUUCUUGGGCCGCCACCGGCCAUGUCGUCAAUACCUUCCUUCAAAUGAAAAAGUUCUCUUUCGAGGUAGCGAUUGUGGCGGUGUUUGGUAAGCUAGAAACUCAGUACAGCGAGAAGCUGAAAGAAAAUUACUGCAUAUUAGACAAAGGCUACAACUCUUUUCCGACCAGAUUACCAGGAACAGCAUAUUCAAAAGCAUUAUCAGCGAGGAAGAAGCUGAGAGAGAUUCUGAGAGAGAUAAUUGUGGAGCGGAGAGAAAAAGGGGCGGCGGAGAGAGAUUUUGUGGGUCAGCUUUUGAGCUACAGAGAUGAAAAUGGAGAGGGAUUGAGUGAGGAACAGAUCGCCGACAACGUCAUCGGAGUUCUGUUUGCGGCACAGGACACGACGGCGAGUGUUCUGACAUGGAUUCUGAAGUAUCUUCAUGACAGUUUGAAGCUGUUUGAGGCUGUCAGGGCAGAGCAGAUGGAAAUUUAUAGAAGAAAUGGAGAGGGGAAGAUGCCUCUGUCUUGGGCUCAGAUUAAGGACAUGCCCUUUACUCAUAGGGUUGUAUUAGAGAGCUUGAGGAUGGCUAGCAUCAUAUCCUUCACUUUUAGGGAGGCAGUGGUUGACGUGGAAUAUAAAGGGUAUCUUAUACCAAAGGGAUGGAAGGUCAUGCCCUUGUUUAGGAAUAUUCAUCACAACCACGACUACUUCAAUGAUCCUCACACGUUCGAUCCCUCUAGAUUUGAGGUAGCCCCACGACCCAAUACGUUCAUGCCAUUUGGUAAUGGAGUACAUUCUUGCCCGGGGAACGAACUUGCCAAGCUAGAGAUCCUCAUCUUACUUCAUCACCUCGUGACCAAAUUUAGGUGGGAAGUUGUGGGACCACAGAGCGGGGUUCAAUAUGGGCCAUUCCCAGUGCCUGUCCACGGGCUACCGGCCAGAUUUUUCAAACAAACAACAACCAACCAAUAGCCUUUCAUUUCAUGUUCAAAAAUAUAAAAAUA
Cucurbita pepo subsp. pepo (vegetable marrow) is the source of this 1507-nucleotide messenger RNA. RefSeq names its product abscisic acid 8'-hydroxylase 4-like. The record is from RefSeq and is a predicted model, not a curated record. Gene Ontology annotation, biological process: sterol metabolic process. Lineage: Eukaryota; Viridiplantae; Streptophyta; Magnoliopsida; Cucurbitales; Cucurbitaceae. Gene Ontology annotation, molecular function: iron ion binding; (+)-abscisic acid 8'-hydroxylase activity; heme binding.